Molecule: messenger RNA, 1881 nt
Organism: Sordaria macrospora k-hell
Lineage: Eukaryota; Fungi; Ascomycota; Sordariomycetes; Sordariales; Sordariaceae
Source: RefSeq, a predicted model, not a curated record
AUGUCGCCAUUUUACGCUUUGGAUGGAGGCGGCGGCGGGUGGUUAGAGUCGCGGGUCGACACGCAAUGGACGCCGGAAAGUGAUUCGAGCCGGACGGGUUAUGGCAUGCUCCAGUCGGCGACGAACUCGGCAACGGAUUCACAGACCUUCACCCAAUUCCGGUUUGCCGCCGCCAAAUCCAUCAGAACAUCCACCAUCAUCUUGGCUUCUUUCAAUACCAUUGCCGCUUUGGUGACGGCUGUUGGGAUUUUGACCGAUACCUACCAACGUGAGAAGAAGGAGAAUAAGAGGUUUAGGUUUAGUCGGAAUGGCUUCUCCUUUGUGCCCGCGACCGAAGCGUUCCCGCUUAUCCUAUCCGCCGGUAUUGUUGUCCAGGGCAUCACAUUUGCGGUUGCCCAAUCGACGGGACUCGAUUCGCUCUUUGGCUCCGGUUGUACCCUGAUCGCCAUGUUUAUGUUUCCUGCUAUUCUCGACCGCUCGUCCAACUUUUGCAUCACUUCGCUUUUCUGGUUCCUCGCACACUAUUCGGUCGGGUGUUUUGGUCUUCUUGUGGGCAUAUCUGCUUUGCUCUUGGUUUGCGCCGUGGUCGUCUUCGUGAGGUUGCACCGGAGCAACAAGGUCGAGCUCGUCGAGAGAGCUGCGGCUUCAAGGAUGGUUUAUUACAUGGCACUAGCCAUCAUAUCUGAAGCUUUUAUGAUCCCAUAUUUCUACGUCAUUGCUUUUGGGGGCCAAAGAAGGCACGCUCUCAACUUGUCCAUGGUUGCUGCUGUUGUCGCCAAUAUCUCCGGCUUGAUGACAGGAGGUUUAUACUUGUUUCUGAAAUUCAACGCCUCAUCCACGAUCGGGCCGAAGAACAAGGAUGCCGAUUACGAGAAUCGAAGGGAAGGGUACAACAAGGCCGAACGAUACGAGUCGAGCGGAUUGGACUUCGACAGCCACAUCAUGCGACCGGUGACGAGCCCCGGCAGAGUCCGCCGCUUGGGCAGCAACGCCAGUCUAAUAAGGACGGCCAGAGAUGAAGAAGAAGAGAACAGCCCCACAACACCAACUAUCCUCUUCCGUGCACCCACGAUUCCAGAGCCCGCCCAGAUGCCCUCGACAUCCUCUGCCGCCGCAAAUCAUAUGCAAAAAGAGUCCUAUUCACUUUUCCCCACCCACCCAGGGGCACCGACCGCAAGACCAUCCGCCGCCCUACUAUCAUCUACAACAUAUACACCUGUCUCUUCCUCCACACUUUCAGACGCCAGUACCCUCAAGCCCCCACCAUCAAUGGGUUUCCUCGCCGCCCGUGGGCACCGAAGGAACUCUUCCCUAGUCUCAUCAGCAACAGUCCAGAUUGGCCUGCGUCUCUCGUCAGUUGAGAACGUACCUCCACUCCUCAGUCCCGGUACCGACGUCCACGGCAUCAACUGCCCCAAGCUCGAUCGGAAGAACACGAUAAUACCAGAAAGGAAACAACAGCCUCUUUCUCCUCGGUUGAUAACGGACUUUGAUAAUAAUACGCCCGUUGUCAACAAAGAAUAUCUGCGGAGGGAUUCAAUGACGUACACGGAACCUGAGGCCGAGGGCGAGAAACAUGAACAAGAACAAGAACAACUCGAGACGCUCAGUCCCACCAUCUACAACUCAAAGAGUCCCGCAGAUGAGCCGGUGCUGCUUAGUUCAAAGGUUUAUACGCCUGCGAGUCCGGCACAGAAGCUGGAGACACUCAGCCCGAAGGUUUACUCGCCAACUGGCCCGGCUGCGGCUGAGGAGGUGGUGACGCUUAGUGCGAAGACGUAUUCGCCUACGACUCCUACCAAGGCUAAAUUACCUAGCCCGCGAAGCCCCCAGGGUGAUGAUGGUGGGGAGUUGUUGUCGAGCGCGAGGUAUACACCGUGA